This is a messenger RNA of Dermacentor silvarum, 566 nucleotides long. RefSeq lists its product as uncharacterized. NCBI's taxonomy places the organism in Eukaryota, Metazoa, Arthropoda, Arachnida, Ixodida, Ixodidae. The coding region runs from base 40 to 504 and encodes 154 amino acids. The transcript has 2 exons. The record is from RefSeq and is a predicted model, not a curated record.
CUGUGCAACGCGGCCACUCCGUUCACACUCGGUUCGCUUAUGCCACUCCGGGCAAAGGGUGGCCUCGCCUGCUCAAGCCUUGGCAUUCCCCUGUGGCCAUUGGUCGCGCUGGCCAGUUUGGUGUCUAGCGUCUCCUGCCAGCAGGAGCAGCAUUCUGGAGGCCGACCGCGCAAGUUCAUCAGCUAUUAUGGCCACCGGGAGGUGCAAGAGGGAGAAAAUUUCAUCAUCUACUGCUUUGCCGAUCCGAAAGCCAAGAUCUCGUGGACCAAGGACGGUUCACCGUUGCGCCACUGGUCCGCCUGGCAGGGAUACUCCGUGUCGGAAUACAACGCCCAGGACUUCAAGGUAUCCAGGCUGGAGGUGCAGGCUGCCGACGCGGACUUCUCGGGCGGCUACAGCUGCUCGAGCGAGUCGCUUGCCAAACACUUCGUCCAGGUCACGGCCCUGCAGGACUCGACUGGAGCGCAAGCGCCCUGUCACGUUCUUGUGAGUCGCCGCCGUUAAGAGAGGCAGACCGGACGUAUAUAAUAAUGGAGGAGUAGCGUGUACCAAAGGUCGAUUAAAAC